AUGCAAAGAAGCUCUGGCGGUAAGAACAAAAUCGUGUAUCUGAUACCAUUUCCUUCGCUGACGACACGGUAUCGUAGCCGGCCAAGCUUCUACAAAGUCGCUGCCAAAUAUGGAACAGACAAAGUCACAGCGCACAGCUACCACCACAUGUACGAAAAGUACCUGCCGGCAUUCCGGAUGAAGCGCAUCAAGAUGCUCGAAAUUGGCCUUGGUUGCGACAUGGGAUACGGUCCUGGAGCGUCCUACAACCUCUGGCUUGAGUAUUUCCCCUACGUGGAUCUCUACUUCAUCGAGUAUGACGAACGCUGCGCAAGGAAGUGGGCUCGCAAGACGAGCGGAGCGACCAUCUUCACUGGAGACCAAGCGGAUGAAGCGUUUCUCGAAGAGUUUAUCACAGACUCUGGUGGUAAUUUCGACAUCAUCAUCGACGACGGUGGCCACACGAUGGAUCAGCAAAUCAAAUCUCUUGAGCAUCUGUGGAAGACCGUAAAGCCAGGUGGCUACUACUUCUGCGAAGACAUGCAGACCAGCUACUGGGACAGCCACGGAGGUGGACCAACUGCGUCCAAGAUGAAUGGGAACCAAACGUUUGUCCAGUUGGUCAAUGAGAUGGUCGAAGACAUGAACUCAGGUGGAAACAGAGUCCAAUUCGACGGUGCUGGAGAAGUCCUGGGUAUCGAUUGUAUGGCGGAGGUUUGCGGUUUCUGGAAGAGACCAGAAGGACCAGAUAAGCCUGCGGUGGGAGAGAAGCCAGGAAAGGGUGGUGUAUGA
Aureobasidium namibiae CBS 147.97 is the source of this 771-nucleotide messenger RNA. RefSeq lists its product as uncharacterized. Bases 1 to 771 code for a protein of 256 amino acids. The record is from RefSeq and is a predicted model, not a curated record. The transcript has a single exon. NCBI's taxonomy places the organism in Eukaryota, Fungi, Ascomycota, Dothideomycetes, Dothideales, Saccotheciaceae.